AUGUCAGCCGGUACUAUUAUUUUCACCGGAGCUAAUAGCUCCCUUGCUAUUCCCGCUGUUAAGCACUUCUUAACCAACUAUCCUGAUCACUACGCGAUCCUCACAAUUCGGGACCCUGACACCCCAAGUCCUCACACCGAUAAACUUCGCGCUGUAAUCGCUCCUUUCCAGGAUCGAGUAUCUAUCCGCGCUGCCGAUCUCUCCAAUCUAGCCUCUGUCCGCAGCCUCACGAGCGCUAUCACCGCCGAGAUCAAAGCUGGCUCACUUCCUCCACUUACCAGCAUUAUCUGCAACGCCUACUAUUGGAAUUUGAACGUGGCCGCUGAACUCACGGUAGAUGGCUUUGAGAAGACGUUCCAGGUUAAUCACCUUGCACACGCAAUUCUUGUUCAGCAGCUGCUAGAGUCAUUUGGACGCGCUCAAGACGAUUCCCACACAUACUGUGGUCGCAUUGUGCUUUUCGGUAGUGAUACUAUCUUCCCAGGUCAAAGUCCGCUAGAAAAGUAUCCGCCUCUUCUACCAGAAGAUCUUCAGCAGUUAGCGAAGCCGACACCGGAAACAGAUGGCGACCACGCUGGUCACGGCUUCCAGCGAUACUCCCUAGCUAAACUGGCCAUUGUGACAUGGAUGUAUGCGUUGAAUGACCAUUUGCAGAAGCCUGAAAACUCACACUUGAGAAAGAUCACCACUGUCGCGAUUAAUCCAGGUAAUCUGACCGAUUCCCGCGCACUGCAAACCAAUACCCCCUUUAUGAUACGAAACAUGUCACGUUUCUUGAUAGGGCCACUGCGUCCACUAUUCAGUUUGAUGGAUCCCACCAUGCGAACGGCCGCUAGUGCGGGCACUGAUGUUGUGACACUAGCACUGGAUCAACGAUUCGAAGGUGUCAAGGGAUAUUUCACUUUGUUGAAGGAAGAUAUGGGCCCACCAGACAGCUUGGAUAAGACGAAGCAAGAUGCCUUGUGGAAGAAGACGGUUGAAUGGAGCUCUACAUAA
Penicillium angulare is the source of this 996-nucleotide messenger RNA. Its product is annotated as Short-chain dehydrogenase. Gene Ontology annotation, cellular component: lipid droplet; mitochondrial outer membrane; endoplasmic reticulum membrane. Bases 1 to 996 code for a protein of 331 amino acids. Lineage: Eukaryota; Fungi; Ascomycota; Eurotiomycetes; Eurotiales; Aspergillaceae. The transcript has 2 exons. Gene Ontology annotation, molecular function: 3-beta-hydroxysteroid 3-dehydrogenase (NADP+) activity. The record is from RefSeq and is a predicted model, not a curated record.